AUGUACCGCGACCCACCGAAAUUCAAGGACACUUUUGGAUUCCUCAGACCGUCGUGCACCCAACGGUGUCCAGCAUCUCCAGAUCCGACGACUUUUACAGCAGCCUGUUGUUCUGACGGGUAUCAAGGAGAACACAACUGGCUCUUGAAAAUGGCGACCUUGACCGCGGCGGUGGAGGCGUUGUUGCUGGACGCUAAACGAGCGGUUGGUAGACGGGCUCUCGCACAAGGGAUGUGCAGUCGACGGAUGGCUUUGCCCAGAUGCCGCCGACUGCAGCUGUUGGGCUAUGGUCUGUAUAAUGGAAUUUCGACGACGGGCAGAAUGUGGUGUUGGACGCCGUGA
Molecule: messenger RNA, 342 nt
Organism: Striga asiatica
Lineage: Eukaryota; Viridiplantae; Streptophyta; Magnoliopsida; Lamiales; Orobanchaceae
Source: the annotation of a GenBank genome assembly